UUUCCCUUGCUAUUAAACGUCUACCGUCAUGAGGUUCGUUGACAGGGACAGCUCGUGACGGGAAACACAACAGGUGGAGGCGCGGGGAAGUAGUUUCUAUGGCAGGAGGCUACGCUGCCGACUGAAGUUGACACCCACUAUUACCAGAGCUUCUCGGGACGUUAAAUAACCAUGUUGAAAGGCAGCAAAAAUAUUACACUGGUCAAUUGUUUAUGUUUUAUGACGGCGGCGUUAGCAGCUGCACCUGACACCCUGAGACUCGUGAAUGUGCUAUAUCGGCAUGGAGAUCGUAGCCCAGUCUCAAUUUACCCCAAGGAUCCCUAUCAAGCAGAUGUGUGGCCUCAGGGACUGGGAUGGCUGACAGAGAUUGGAAUGCAGCAACAUUUUAAACUGGGACAGUUCCUUCGAUCAGAAUACAGAAAUCUUCUAAAUUCAACAUAUGUCAAUUCUGAGAUUCAUAUAGAGAGCUCUGAUGAAGACAGAUGCCUGAUGUCAGCUUACUGCAACCUGGCUGGCUUGUAUCCUCCUGCAGGUAGCCAGGUUUGGAAUCCCAACAUCACAUGGCAGCCCAUUCCUGUUCACGCAGUUCCAAAGUUUGAAGACAAUAAACUCAAUAUGGGAGCUGCAUGUCCACAGUACAACCAACUCUAUGAUUUGAAAUUACAAUCCCCAGAUGUCAAGAAGAUUGAGAAAGAAAAUGCGAAAUUUUUUGAUUUUAUUGAAAAACAGACUGGAGUGAAAAAAGAGAAUGCAACUGAAGUGUGGAAAAUUGGUGAUACUCUUUUUUGUGAGAAGAGUCACAACAUGAUGCUCCCCAACUGGACUGAAGAGAUUUGGAACAGCAAAACUGCGUAUGAAAAUCUCCGUUCUCUACAAAUAUGGUCUUUUAUCCUCCAGUAUAAUGACACAAAUCUCAAUCGCUUAAAGGGAGGACCUCUUCUUAAGGAAUUUAUUUCUAACAUGGAGAAGACAGUCAGCAGUCCAGCUAACCAGACUUACAAAGUGUUUAUGUAUUCUGCUCAUGACUCAACAAUAGCUGCAGUAACCUCUGCAAUGAAGGUCUUCAAUUUUCUUAACCCUCCAUAUGCAGCAGCUCUGUUUGUCGAACUUCACCAGAUAGGUGACCAGUACUUUGUCUGGUUGCGCUAUUAUAAUGAUUCAGGUGCUCCAUACAAUCUUACACAUCCAGAUUGUGGUUUGACUCUGUGCCCUCUGGAAAAAUUUAUUGAUGUUACCAAAGACCAUAUUCCAGAUAACUGGCAUGCUGAGUGCUUUGGAACUGAGAAAAGCACAGUGUCCGUUUCAGUGAUUGCUCUGGCCACAGCUUGUGGUGUGCUGCUGUUGCUCCUUGUGGUUCUGACAAUAGCCUGUUUGCGUCAUCGACACAGCACCAGCCGUUAUCAACUGUUGCACUAGUUUUUUCUUUACUUUUAAUUUUUUUAAUUUAUUUUGGGAACAAGCUACCACUAUUCUUUUUCUGGUUAUCUACAAACUUGAUAGUUGUACCAUGACAUUGACACAUAGGCUGUAAAGAAGGUAAUUCCUUGUGGAGUGUCCUCUCCCUCUUAUCGCACAACUGAAACCUCUCAUCUAAAUACUCAUGAGAUUAAAGAGGAUGGUUCUGUCUACAGACACAACUGGUAAAUAAGUCAGUUCUAUGACUUUCAUGGCCACACAAUUGCUUUAUGAUUUUAGUGUUCCUUAGUGUGCCUAGCAUUAGGUGUCUCAUUUUUUGUUUUUUGAAAAAAAGGUUUGUAGUUAAUAUCUCAUGAAAAAAUCAGUGGAUAAAAAAUAUCCUGUGAUAGAUGGAAGACAUUUUGUUCUGUAAAUGGAUUUGUGCUCAGAUCAUGACCUUAUUUUGGGAAACACUAUAUAAAUGUACAUUUAAUUUUGUUGUUAUAUGUAAUAGUGCAUUCAUUUCCAUCAGUGUGUGUAUAUAAUUAUAUUCACAAACAUUUCCUGAAACUGAUGCAGAUGAGUAAUUUUCACAUUUAGAGACUUUUUUGUGAGGCAAAAUGCUGAUGUCCACUCCCGGACUGCCAAUCUGUAUAUUUAGGCUUUUGCCAACCUUUCAAGCCAAUUCAAGUUUAUAAAGAUCAUUUGACUACAGUCUCAUAACUUACACUUAUUUGUAGAAAUUAUGUUUAUUUUUUUAUUGUAUUUGUAAAGAAGUACAAUUAUUUUUGUAUAAGAAAGAUCUGAGCUGAUCAUGAUCUGAGCUGCACAAAACUGUAAACUUGGCUCAGCAAGUCACUUGUAACAUAUUCUUCUUUAUAUAACAUGUAUUUUGUAUGAAACAGAUACGACUAAAAAAAAUAUGGUUAUAUACUUGUCUGGAAAUUGGCAUGGGAUUGGUAAGAAAGAUUAGGACAUUAUACACUCAUGCUGUGCAUGAAGGUAGACUAUUGAAAAGAAGCAAAAAGCAGCUAGCUUGGCUAACUUGAUUAACUAUGGUAUAGAGAUCUUGUUCUCAGUUUUGGUAUUCAGUGUUUAGACUUGACUGUAUAUUUUGAAUACUACAGUAGUUAGGAAGUUGAGUAGAACGUUUUCUAUCUUUCUUUACAAUAUUUUAUAUGCGAGCUGGUUUUGAUUUGGUAAUAAAAUAGAUAUUUUGUAUUUACAAAGCCAUUUUUUUACAUAUAUGUACAUAGAAAAUGUACAACAACACAUAAGACAUUAAAUACAUCUGAAUGUCA
Pomacea canaliculata is the source of this 2696-nucleotide messenger RNA. Its product is annotated as lysosomal acid phosphatase-like. The transcript has 11 exons. Gene Ontology annotation, molecular function: phosphatase activity. The coding region runs from base 172 to 1416 and encodes 414 amino acids. The record is from RefSeq and is a predicted model, not a curated record. NCBI's taxonomy places the organism in Eukaryota, Metazoa, Mollusca, Gastropoda, Architaenioglossa, Ampullariidae. Gene Ontology annotation, biological process: dephosphorylation.